UAUAAUAAUUAAUAAUUAAAAUAAAUAUUAUCAAAAUGAGUUUCAUGCAAGGAAUAAUUUUAGUGAUAUGUGUUGUGAUCAGUGCAACUUCCGCACAAAGUUCGUGUUACACACCGACAGGCUCUCGCGGUCAGUGUAUGAACAUGCAGGACUGCAAACCAAUAGUACAAUUAUUAAUUAAAUAUGGUCGUUCACCACCAGAUCAUGUAGACAAAUUCGUGAGAGACUCAAGAUGCUACGAUCGGGGCUUUGGCGGUGAUGUACGCGUAUGUUGUGCUUCCACCGAUAAUAGCAUUAGCUUCAGCGAACGACUAACAGAUUCAGGCGGCAUAAAUCAGAGAGGCCUAGAUCUUCUCGACUCGCUGAAGUGCGGUAUAAUGAGUAAUUUUCGUAUUGCCGGUGGUACACCAGUAGCGUUGGGUGAUUUCCCUUGGAUGGCACUGUUACGUUAUGAGGCAAACACGAAGCCAUUCAAAUGUGGUGGUUCUUUAAUAACUCAUCGUCAUGUCAUAACUGCAGCUCAUUGUGUUGUUAAGCACCAAUUUAAUAUAGUCGGAGUACGUUUAGGUGAACAUGAUAUAAACACAGAUCCAGAUUGUGGACGAAAAGGCAAAAGAUAUGUAUGCAUGCCACCUUCGGAAAAUUAUGGAAUUGAAAAAAUUACCGCACAUCCAGAUUACGAUAGCAACACAUAUUUAAAUGAUUUGGCCAUCAUUACUUUAGAUCGUACAGUUAACUUCAACAAACAUAUCAAACCAAUUUGUUUACCCAUAACUCCAAGUUCAUUAGUAAUUGCAAGAGAUCAGGAAUACUUUAUUGCUGGUUGGGGUACUACAGAAAAUGGCACAACAUCUCCAAUACCAUUGAAAGCGAAAGUUCCUCACCGUGAUAAUGAUUACUGUACACAAACUUACAGAGGCUUAGAGAUUGCAAGGCAACAAAUUUGCGUUGGUGGCGGCAGUAAUAUUGAAACAUGCACUGGUGAUUCUGGUGGCCCAUUGUUCUUUACUGCAACCUACAGAGGUACAACAAGUCGAUAUGUACAAUAUGGAGUUGUGUCACUAGGCGGUGGUGGUUGCGGUCGUGUUACGUAUCCUGGUAUUUAUACAAACUUGAAAGAAUUCAUUCCAUGGAUUACAAAUGUCAUCGCCUAAACUACAAAAAAAUGACGCUUACAUUUUAAUAUAAAUUUAGUCAACAAA
Messenger RNA from Teleopsis dalmanni, 1202 nucleotides. RefSeq names its product serine protease grass-like. NCBI's taxonomy places the organism in Eukaryota, Metazoa, Arthropoda, Insecta, Diptera, Diopsidae. The record is from RefSeq and is a predicted model, not a curated record. Bases 36 to 1154 code for a protein of 372 amino acids. The transcript has 6 exons. Gene Ontology annotation, molecular function: serine-type endopeptidase activity. Gene Ontology annotation, biological process: proteolysis.